UUUGACUUCUUUCCUCGAGAAACGGAAACAGACGGCACUCACUAUCGUACAUUUCCCUAUACAGCCUCGCAGCUAACCCUCAAAAUGAUGACCCUCACCUCCCUCCUCACCCUCCUCACUGCCACAACAGCCCUCGUAACCGCAACCCCCUCCCCAAUCUCAAUCCCCCAUCCGGCAAUCAAGCUCAAACGCGACGCCACCAGCGUCGUCUCCGCCGUCAACACCAUCUCCAGCCAACUCCUCACCCUCAACACCACCGUAACCAGCUACCCCGGCGGCAUCGAAGGCACGCUCUCCGCUCUGCAGAUCCAAGCCGAAACCAUCCAACUCGAAUUCGACCUCAAGACCGCCAUCGCCGUCACGCGCCAAUCGGCCAAUUUCACCGACGCCGAGUCGCAAUCGGUCGCCGAGGCCUUCGUCACCCUCGAGCCGCAGAUUGCGUCCACGUUGGAUAACAUUAUUUCGAAGAAAGCGGAUUUUGAUGAUGGGUUGUUGGGGAUCGCGUCGUUGAGCUUUUUGGUCAAGUUUGAUUUGCAGGAGUUGAGUGCUUUGUCGAGUGCGUUGGGGAGCGCGGUGCAGGGGAAGCUGUCUGGGGUGUAUGCGCAGUUGGCGCCGUUGGUGUUGGAUGAGAUUUCGAGUGCGUUUAAGAAGGCCAUUGCGGCGUAUUAGGGGGUCUUUUUUUAUCGUUGGGUUUGUUGAUAUGGUAUGGGAAUAGAUGAGGCAAUAUGCAAUCGAUCGACUAUUCCUCGGUCAAUACUCAUCCGAUCCUGUUGAUUGAUGUUGGAAACGAAGAAUUUGAAGCAGAGAUUGGGGAGGAAAAUGGAAAUGCCAGGCUGAAAAAAAGUAUCUAUCAAAUUGCUGGCUACCGGUCAUUCCUAUUUAGCAGGAAAACCGACUGUGGAAUCGGAUCACCCACAGUAGAGUAUCGGCGCCUUCCAGCUCUAGAUCACACUAGAUAAAUAGUCUGUGGCUCACAACCAUCAAAGAU
Molecule: messenger RNA, 988 nt
Organism: Aspergillus ibericus CBS 121593
Lineage: Eukaryota; Fungi; Ascomycota; Eurotiomycetes; Eurotiales; Aspergillaceae
Product: cell wall mannoprotein 1 family protein
Exons: 1
Coding region: 85-669 (194 amino acids)
Cellular component (GO): extracellular region
Source: RefSeq, a predicted model, not a curated record